Molecule: messenger RNA, 6040 nt
Organism: Pomacea canaliculata
Lineage: Eukaryota; Metazoa; Mollusca; Gastropoda; Architaenioglossa; Ampullariidae
Product: POU domain, class 2, transcription factor 3-like
Exons: 10
Coding region: 336-2237 (633 amino acids)
Biological process (GO): regulation of transcription by RNA polymerase II
Molecular function (GO): DNA-binding transcription factor activity, RNA polymerase II-specific; RNA polymerase II cis-regulatory region sequence-specific DNA binding
Source: RefSeq, a predicted model, not a curated record
GUUGUCCUGGAAGUCGGCGUAAGUCGGAAAUCUUCGACUCAGUUCACGUUGCAAUAAUCAUUUCCUGACGUACUUGUACAACUUAGAUGAAGAGCUCAACGUUAUUCCCGUAAAUGGAGGUGUACUCGCUGAUGCUGCACUUUUGGAAGGAGCAACCAAUGUGGAAUUGAAAGUGCUCUUGAGCUGAAAUGUUGAAAAUAACCAUAAACCCAGCCAUUGGUCGGGAGCAAACAUUCUCACCCUUCUGAAAUUAGUUUUCUGGAAUUGAAAUAUUGGAAUAAAAAAGAAUUGUUUGUGGCUGCCUUCAGAGGAACUUUUCAGCAGUAAUAUCCGCAAUGACACAGCUAGCUCGCUUACUCCCUCUUCACUGGGACUUGAUUGAUCAGUGCCUUCUGCUGCAGAUGACAGAGAACAGUGGAGCAGCAGGUAGUGGCAGCUUCAUUCAGCAGCUGCAGCAGAUCAUCCCGUCUCAGCUGCCUGUCACCAUGUCGACAGCUGGCAUCAUUAUCCAGAACCAGUAUGGUCAGCAGGCCGUGAUUCCAGUGACAGCUGCCAUUCCACCUGGUAUCUCAUUGACGGCGCAGGAUCUACAGAAUCUUCAACAGCAGAUUUUACUGCAAGCUCAGAAUAAUCUGCAGCAGCAGACAGCUCCCACCCAGCAGCAGCAAGCAGCACAGCAGCAGCAAGUGGUGCAGCAAGGUGCCCAGAAGCAGUUUCAGGGGGCUCUCACCACACAGAGCCAGGUCCAGGCAGAACAAUCGGCACGACAGCAGAUCAGUAUUGCUCAACCCCAAACCUCCAUUCAGCUGACAAUCCCAACUGCAGCCAGCUCAGGAAAUGUCACCGUCAGCCAGCCCCAGGCAACACUGCAGACAGUGCAGAUUCCUACUGCCACCCUCCAGGCCCAAGGCCUCCAGGGUCUGCAGCAAAUAGUGUUGGUAAACACUGCUCAGCUUGGUGCCUUUCAGUCUCCUCUGCUGGUACAAAAUCAGCAUACCUCAGGUACGAUACCAGUGUUGCAAAGUUUACCUGCUAUUGUGACUCAGACAUCUCAAGGGCACCUGCAACAACAACAACAACAGCAGCAACAACAGCAACAACAGCAGCAGCAAGUUCAGCCACCUUCUCUUACACUACAGACAAACAUUCAGGCCCCUCAAUCUCCAGACUUAAGUCCAUCAGCUUCUGUUGAGUCGCCAACUGUUGUUUUCUCCAAUGCUGUCACCACUAUGUCUGUGCCUGUGGAGGAAAACAUUGAUUUGGAGGAACUGGAGCAAUUUGCCAAAACUUUUAAACGCAGGCGUAUUGAACUGGGCUUCACACAAGGUGAUGUGGGGAUGGCGAUGGGCAAAUUGUACGGAAAUGACUUCAGCCAGACAACCAUUUCGCGCUUUGAGGCCCUGAACCUGAGCUUCAAAAACAUGUGCAAGCUGAAGCCGCUGCUUCACAAGUGGCUGCAAGACGCCGAUGCAAUGUCACGCAACCCCAGCGCCAUGGGAGGAGCUGGGGGCACCCUGUCAGCUGCCCUGUCAGCCGAUGCUAUGGGUAGGCGACGAAAGAAGCGUACGAGCAUAGACACCUCCAUCCGUGUGGCUCUGGAGAAGAGCUUCCUUCAAAACUCUAAGCCAUCAUCUGAGGAGAUCGCCAUUCUGGCUGAUUCCCUCAACAUGGAGAAGGAGGUGGUGAGAGUCUGGUUCUGCAACCGCAGGCAAAAGGAGAAGCGCAUCAACCCUCCUCCUGCCUUUAGUGCUGGAACUCUGCAGAUGGUGUCACCGCAGAGCCUGCUUACUACUCUCCCAGUGACUGCAAUAUCCAGCAAUGGAACCUCUGUCAGCACUGUCAACACCAUGUCCUCUGGCACAGUGGUUGCCACAUCAGCCAACAACCCAACCUCACAGGUUUCGGAACUGAACAGUACAACUUUGAAAGGAGAUACCAAGCAGUUUGCAUCCGCAGCUGUGGUGCUUGCCAAUGCUGCAGCAGGAAACAUUCCCCUCGUUUCUUUAGCAGCUGGGCCACAGGUGCUUGGCUCUCUCCAGAUGGCUGCUGGGGGGAACAACUCUGCUUUUGUCAUCCCUACUUUGGACAAAGAUACAGUUACUAAGCAACAGCAGAUGAACUCGGCCACUCAAGCUUUGACCAGUGUGGUGAAAGCCAGUGGCAUGGCUUCCAUGAAUGUGACUUUGACUUCCGGCAGUCCCACUGCAGGGAGUGUGAGCAUGAUAGACAAUGCAUAGAGCAGGUAGCCAACCUCAAGUCAUACUCUGGAUAUGUCAUUGAGCUUGCUGGUGUGUUUGUAUGCACCUGCAUGCACAGGUGUGUGCCUGUUAUGGAUUUGCUGCUUCUCAGGAUGAGGAUCUGAUUAAACACCUGCCUCGUGUGUCAUGACAGGUGCAGUGGUAUAUGUAUUUGUGUGUGUGUUGGGGGGAAGGCAUGUGUAUAUGUUUGUUAACUUUGUAUCUUGUAACAUACUGAACUAGAAACUGCUGAGUGUCCUAGGACACUGCCAAUAGAUACAUUCCAUUUUUUUUAUUUGCGAUCAUGUAACAAAUUAUGUGCUUCUUGCAUCUAGCAACUGUCGAAUGAUGACACUGCCUCUGCCCAGCAUAAGAACUGCCAAUGUUUAUGAUUGUCUAAAAUUAGUUUGGAAGACUGGGCUUUGUUCAUUUCAAGACAGUGUUUUAUCCUUGAUCCAAGUGAGCAACAAUUGUGUUUUGUUUUUGCGGUGCAACCUUCAAAAUGUUGUGCCUACUAUACAGGAUUAUAGAAAUCUGUGACAUCACUUGAGUGCGAUAGUUACCAUGGACACACCUAGUUAACAUGAGCUGCUGGGAAGGAAAGUCCUAUUAGCUUGGAGGGUAGCAAAAUGUUUAUAUGAUGUGUGGUGUGGAAGAUUAUUUUAUUGCACAUGCUCAUCAUGCCAGUGACAUGAAGUGUAUCCCAGUGUUUACACAAGCUUACAAGCAUUGUCUUUCUGGCAAAACUGCCUUUUUGAAAGAUUAGGCCGUUAAGAGGAACAAUUACACCAAAUUCUGCCAUCUAUUUCCACAUAUUUUUAGAUAGAAAAAAUACUGUAUAGUUCAGCUAAAAAGUUUAAUUAGAACCUUAGAAUCUUUACUCAUUUAUUAACCAAUAAAAGGAUGACAGAUAAUUGAGCACAGUUUGAUUAAAUAAGGUCUUUUAGCAAUGACCGUUUUUUUAUUUCACACUGAGAUUUUGUUAAAAGACCUUCAGAAAAGAGGUAAAGGUAAAAGGUCAUCCCGAUGUUUUCAGGUCGUGUUAAAGACCUCACUUUUCUUGGGGCCAGCUUUAAGCGAGGGUGGUGCCCAUCUCCACUCCCUUUGCUGGCUUACCUUCCCCAACCCGAGUACCGCUCACUUUGAACUCCAGUGCUCUAGCUACUUGACUGUCUACUUCACCCUUCAGAAAAGAGCAAGCAAUAUAAUGUAGCAUUUUCUCUGUAACUGGCGAUGAAAAGGUGGUACAGGGACUGGCUUAGGGUGCGGGGAAAUUGUUUUUGGAUACUUAUUAUGUAGUAUUUGCUUUGAAACAGUGUCAUUUAUUUAAAGAACUAAAAUGCAUUGAAAAAUACAAUUUAAAGACAGAAAUAUCAGAUUUUGGGGUAGUUUGUCUCUUCAUAAAAUUUGCUUGUGGUAGUUGUCAUGUAUUUUUCUAAAAUGAAAAAUUUUGUUGAUGAACUUUGAAAUAUAUAUGUAAGCUUCAGUCUCUUCUUCUGUAGCCUGUGCCUGGAAACGCACAUUUACUCAGAGAGGUGCCUAAACAUAAAUGCAUGUCUCCACUUUGAAUAAAUGCAUUUUUUCAGGACAGCAAGAGUAUUUUGAAGGAUGAGCUGUUGCUGGUAUCCAGUGCCAACCAAAGAUUUCUUCUAAAGAAUCCUUUUUAAAGUUAUGCACAAAUUACAUUUGCAUGGAACAGAGUUAGGUCUGCAAGAAUGUUACUGCUCGUGAUCACACACACUGCUCUGCUAUUUUAUCAAUCCAAGUUUUAAUGAGAAUUUGUGGUAUACACCGAGUUAAUAGUGUGUAUAGUUUGUGUCAUUCCAGAAAUCAGCUUUCCCCUUCUUCAGCAUUUAUUAGUGCAUAAAGUUUGCUGGUAGUCAGAUGGUGAUGGUGCUAUGGUGUGUGGAUGUUAACAAGAACACAGCAUCAGCCUUUUAGCUUGCAUGCUCCUUUUACUCCCUUCAAAACUGUCGACCUGUCAUGAAUCCAAGGUGGUUGUAUGUUACUCAAUGCACGUAAACAUCUGCUUUUAUGCAUCAAUGCAGUGAUAAUGGAUUUAAAACUAUUUUUCUUUCAGACUGUGCCAAGAAAACAUCCGCAAGCAAUACAUGUUCAUGGUUUGCACAACUUAGAUGCAUUGCUACCAUCUUUUAUCCAUCAGUGCCGUGUGGCUUGAAGUUUCUGUUUUUCAUGUUUUUCAGGGUACAGCCGUCCAUAAAAUUUCGCUUGAGAUUACAAGUGUUUGAAUGUGUUUUCUGAAUAUCAGUGGCCAUCCCAGUGUUUAAACAUUUUAUAAACAUUCCUUUGUAAACAUUUAUAAAAUGUUUAAAUGCUAGGGAUAUUCUUAUGCAGAGUUCAUCAAACAUUUUGAAUAAAAGUUAUGUACUAGAAGUUACAAUCAUCGGAUCAAAGUGUAAAAUUGCAUGACUUUGAUGGAGAAAACUCAUGUAAAUCAGAUGAAUACUAGUGUUACUUUACCUUGUUUAAGACAGUUAUAACAUGUCAAUUAAGCACUUGCAGCAACACAAUGUUACAGUCAUCACAUCUGAUGUGAAAAUUACAGUGGUGAACUAUUACUUGGCUAUUUUGUUAUGCCCUGUAUUUAACCUAUUCUCUAUUGUCAAUGUUUUAAUUGACAUCCCACAGCUGUUAAGCAUCUUUAAUCCAAAAAGUUCAAAAGUAAGGGUAGCAUCUGUAAAAUGCUCCCUAAGACAUUCCUGCAUAUGAAUUGCUGCCGAGGUUAAUGUUGUCAAGGGCUGUCACCCUGUCAUUUAAACUUCAGAUUCUAUACCAUCUGGCAGGUUAGUCAAACCAUAAAUGCAGCAACUCCAAUCUUAACACAUCUUCCUGUGUGACACCUAGUUUUUUCACUUGCUUAAAAAGCAAUAGAAUAGGUCUUAGCAAUUGCGUUUAACACAUUAGUCUAUCCUACUCAGUCAAUGCAAAUACAGUAGAAUGAUGAAAAGUAAAUCUUUACUUAGCAAAACAGCGUAAAGUAAACAAACAUUGUAGACUUUAUUACUAUUUUAUGUUAUCUGGCAGUACUGAGAGCUACACAAGUCAUAGCCACCCAUUUAGCUGUCUUAAAAAGGUUCUGUCUAAAGCUUGUCAAGUGAAGUGGGUGAAAAUGCUGGUCUUGGAAUAUCUAAUUUUAAAAAUCAAACAACCUGAAUCAUAUAUGAUAAUUAGCAAACAUAUUUUUCUCAUUUCAAUGUUCCAUACUUUGAUCUGUGCAAAGAAUUCAAUUUUUACCUAACGACUGCUGCUAUGUGAAACAAUGCAAAGUAAUGGGUAUAUUGCACAAUUGAGUACAAUGACAUACACAUGGCUCUUCAUCUUCCAAUAACACUUUUGUUUCAUUCGGAUAAAUUACUGCAUGUUUUGUAAGGAUGAGAAAUGUGUAUGAGAUGCAAAACAUUCUGGUAUCACAUCAGCACUGGCAGAAACUUUGGCUAAUGUGUAAACCCCACAUGAUAUUGUACAUCUUUUGAAAACAAAAUGUAUUUGUAUACUGCUUAGUAUGAUAAGUUAAAGCAUUCCAUUAAAAUCAUGAUCGUGUCAUGAAAAGUGACAUUUUCAAAAUUUGUAUUAUCUUAAUUUUCAUUAUUGUACCUACUUCGGCUACCUGCCUAUUGUGCGUUGUUUUUAUCAUAAACCUGCCCUCCUUUCCUUCCACUCAUAUUUUUUACCCCAUCACAAAUCAAUGCAGAUCUUCAUGCAAUAUAUUGGCUCAGUGAGCUGAAUACUUUAUAACACUGCACAGAAGAUCAAGGAGAGACUAAAUAAAAAUUACUUUUCUA